GCAGGUAGCAGGGACUUGGAAAAAUUAACCAUUUACCUCAAAACAGGUGUUUUUACCUUUAAUUUUUAUUAUUAUGUGUAGUAGAGUUGGUAGGAUUGGCUUUGGAAGAACUCAUUUCUCAUUGAAAACAUCACAUGACAGGGCUGAAGGUAAUGAAUAUGUGGACAUUCUAGUCUGAUCACAUGCAUAAUAGGGCGGCAUGAACCAGGGGACACACCACUAGUUAUUCCGGCUGCAUUCGCAUCUUUCUGCACGGACCUGUUUCCAGACUAGACAGAAAGCGAAUUCUAGAAUUUACAAAACCGUUUCUUUUUUGGUGAUCCAGGCAGGGGCCCAUUUCAGGACAGCUGAAAUGUCACAAAACAAUACUCUGAAAGGACACCGUGCAAAUUCUGAACCCAGCUUCGAAGAAUGGCUGCAGUCCCAGGCUGCAAAGAGUCUCACUCCUGGCCUUGCUUCUUUGCAGUGGAGCCCGGGGCCCCUUGGGAAAGCAGUUUCGCCUGGCUCCAAAUUGAAAGCUGAGGCUUCAGGUGAUCAAGCUGAGCUAAUCCAAAUAGUCCAAACCAAGCUGUACCGUCGCCGCUGGGUCAUGCUUUUUCUCCUGUGUGCAGUUUCUGCUAACAAUGCCUCUAUGUGGCUCCAGUACGGCAUCAUUAGUAACAUUUUCAUUCGCUUCUACAAUGUUGAUGCCUUGGCCAUCGACUGGUUGUCCAUGAUCUACCUGCUCACCUACAUACAUCUUAUUCUUCCAGUCCUCUGGCUGCUGAACAACAGAGGGAUCCGGGAUGUUGUUCUUGUCGGGUCAGCAUUUAACUGCAUCGGUAGCUGGAUUAAGAUUGCUGGUGCCAGUCCUGACGGGUUCCUGGUGACCUUUUUUGGACAGUUUGUAUGCUCAGUAGCCACAGUGUUUUUUCUUGGUAUUCCUCCAUAUGUUGCUUCUGUGUGGUUUGGAGAAAAUGAAGUUUCAACUGCUUGCUCCAUUGGGGUUCUGGGAAAUCAGCUGGGUUGUGCCAUUGGUUUCCUCUUACCUCCAAUCCUGGUGCCUAAUGUAAAUGACAUGGACGAGCUGGCGAACCACAUCCGGAACAUGUUCUACAUAACAGCAGGAGUGGCAACAUUUCUCUUCAUCCUUGUUGUCUUUGUUUUCCAAGAGCGUCCGAAGCUUCCUCCGACUCUGGCGCAGGCCUCAGCUCUCACAAUCCCAGCGGAGGAGUACUCCUAUAGGGCAUCUAUCCUCAGGUUGCUCCGAAACAAGCCCUUUGUUCUCCUCAUCAUCAGUUAUGGUCUGAAUGUGGGUUGUUAUUACGCUGUUGGAACUCUGCUGAACCGCAUGAUCCUCAAGCAUCACCCUGACCAAGAAGUGAACGCUGGGAGGAUUGGGCUCACCAUUGUCAUUGCAGGGAUGGUGGGCUCCCUCAUCUGUGGCGUCUGGCUGGACAGGAGUAAGACGUACAAGCAAACUACUCUUGCUGUGUACAUCAUGACGCUAGUGGGGAUGAUCAUAUACACUGCAACACUCGACCAGAAAUACCUCUGGGUGGUGUUUAUCACUGCGGGAGCUCUUGGGUUCUUCAUGACAGGCUACCUACCUCUGGGUUUCGAGUUUGCAGCUGAAUUGACGUAUCCAGAGUGCGAGGGAACUUCCUCAGGGUUGCUGAACUGUUCAGCGCAGGUGUUUGGCAUCAUAUUUACCAUCUGCCAAGGGAAAAUCAUUGACAAGUUUGGCACCUUGGAAGGAAACAUUUUCCUCUGUGUGUUUCUACUAAUAGGCUCAAUAAUGACAGCCUUUAUCAAGUCUGAUCUGCGGAGACAGAAUGCAAACCAACUUGCCAAAGAAGAGGAACCUACCAAUUACACUACAGAAAACUUGGACUCACCCACCAUCAUCAAAGAAGUCCAGUUUUAGGGAAUUACAUUUCCUAUCAACAUUUUAUAUGAAGAACUGAAAAUCAUAAAACUUCCAAAACAUUUUCCUUUUGAAUUGACCAAGACAAAGGGUUGACUGUCAGUAUUUUUUUCCACGUUAAUUACAAAUGCCUGGCUAAAAUAAAGCAACAAAGUUUGAUAUUUUGUUGAACCACUUUUAGAUUUGAUUACAUCACAUAUUAGCUAUGGCAUUCAAGUGCAUAAUUAUGUCUAAACUGGCAAUGUGAUCUUUGGGAGGAGAACAGAAUGACUGUGAAAACCCAAAACUUUUUGUUGUUGUUGUUGCUGUUCUGCAGACAUCAUAAGUAUUUAAAUACUCAACUAAAUCCAUGACAACAUGUGCAGCUGCUACUCUGUUCAAUGCCACAGGACCGGUUUAAAAAGCGGAUAAAUCCAAGUUGUAUCAGUGAAGGGACAGUAUUAACUUUAGUUUUAAAAGCUAAAUGGCUUAUAUCUAUGUAGUCCUUUUUUAAAGACACCCUGACCAUUCAAUGCACUUUAGACAGAGCCAAUUUCACCAGAUCACAUUCAUGUACCAACACAUAAUUCUGAUUGUUCCACAUUAGAACACAACAUGGUGAUAUAUGUAUUGGUCAAGGAAGACAAUGACAUGUAGCAGGAAUCAAUCCGAUAUUUGUUAGAGUUUCUACUGAGACACAGUCAUCAAUCUCCCUGUAGACAUGCAGAUCAUUUUCUGGAGCCCCUGGAAAGGCGCGGUAAAGGUCCUCCAUAUAAAUGAUUAUGAACAUUUGGGAGCCAUGUGAGGGUUCUUAGCUUCAGUUACCUUCAGUGAGAAUUAUUUUAUUUACCUCAUCCAGCUUUGUUUCUCACAGGUACAGCUAUUUUACAUCUUUUUAAUUGAAUUCCUCUUUAAGACUGUUCUCUUGUAAACACUCUAGUGUUUUAAAUUCUCUACUAUUUUUUAAGAGUUAGAGAAAUUGGCCUCUAUCCCAAGAUAUCUAAAACUCAUUCAGAAAAGAAAUGAUGGAUUACCAAUUAAAAGCACUUAAACGCUGAUUAACUUUAAACAGUAAAGGAUAAAUGACAAUCACACUUCAGCUAUCGUUUUCAAAACAAUAGCUGAACUUUAACAACUUUACUUGUUUAGUUUCCAUUUUAAGGUUGCAUUUCUAUAAAUUGUACUGUGAGAUUAUGUCCUGGAUUAAAAAAAAAUAUAAUUUAGGGCCUUUAACUUUUUUCAAAUGGUUUAAAUUUGUGUACAGUGAAGUAAACGAUAUAAUUUUGAUUCUUUUUUAUUUCCUAAAAGUCAUGCAUAUAAAUAAUUUGCAACUUUAGUUUUGAAUGCGCAGAGGUUAAUCUAAUUUAAAUUGAAAAGGACUAAUGCAUCAAUAGAAGAUUUGACAUAGAAAACAUCGAUUUUCCAGCAACAAAUAAAUAAAACAUUCACACCAAUGAUAAUUUUAGUUUGACUUAUCCUAACAUUCACAUUUUUUAAUUUUACUCUGUUAAAAAGAUGUGCAUGUUUUGCUUUUUCUAAUGUAGGAAAUGUCCAUCAAGAAUAUUUUCAAGGUAAUUGCUGACAGUUUUAGGUGUGUAAAAUGUCAGAUUUUAUGUCUUCCCUUAAGUACAAAAUCUGCUUAAAUACAUACCGAUCCUUCAAUGAUACAAAUGUCUGUAUUUUUUAACAUGUCCUUUUUGUGUUAGGUGGUCUCUUUUGUUAGUUUACAAUGGUUUUAUAGACAGCCACUGUGAUAGUUUUCCCUACAUAGGGUAAUAGACUACUACUUUCUGCUCUUGAAGAAGUAUUUUCUAGAGUUAAACUUAGAUACUAAAACUCACUAAACAAAGUCUCACUUGUUUUGAUAGAAAUGUUAUUGAACUUUAACACUGUUUAUUUUUUGAUAGAAAAAGUAAGCGAGUAGUUAACUGAGAGCAUACCGUAAGUAAGUACACCCAGACACACUAGAGGGCGCUGUUGAUCCAUUUCUGUUGUGGUCCAGCAGGGUGGAAAAGCUUGAUUUUUGACAUUUAGGCUCAUGUUAAUGUAUGUAUGAUGGCUCUGCGCUUUUUUUUCUUUUCCACUAGUUGUCAAGUCUUUAAGCAGACUAGUAAUUAAAAUCUGAAAAUAGGGAAAACUUUUUAACACAACUACAGCAAGUGCCUUUUCAGAAAGAAAGGAAGCAGCUCAAUAAAAAAAAAAUGAGUCAA
Cyprinodon tularosa is the source of this 4095-nucleotide messenger RNA. RefSeq names its product FLVCR heme transporter 2b (gene flvcr2b). Gene Ontology annotation, biological process: heme export; transmembrane transport. NCBI's taxonomy places the organism in Eukaryota, Metazoa, Chordata, Actinopteri, Cyprinodontiformes, Cyprinodontidae. Gene Ontology annotation, molecular function: heme transmembrane transporter activity; heme binding. The coding region runs from base 353 to 1906 and encodes 517 amino acids. The transcript is spliced from 10 exons. The record is from RefSeq and is a predicted model, not a curated record. Gene Ontology annotation, cellular component: membrane.